CUUGAUGGUGGUGUCUGCAGGCGAAUAUUGGGCUGAUCCAUCCAUCCUGAAAUGGUGGAAAUAAUUCUGUUUCUGAUCAUCUCUGUAUGAACAAAGCCCCAUUACUGUCAAGUUGCAUAAAAAUAGCUUUUCUCAUGAACAUGUGACUGCUUCAUGAGACACACCUAGUUACACCUACCACACCUUGUAAAACCAGUUUCCCUUGUGAGUAAAUCAUCUUCCAGAGAGACAGAGUCUGUUGUCAUCAAGGAUAUUGCUGAGAGAGUUACAGGGAGCAGAUUAUUGUUUGAGAUCAUAUGGUUAUGACUUUGAAGAAUAAAAUAAGGUUUGCCUUUUUAAAAAGUAAUGGCACCAGUAACACUACUGCCUUCACAAUAUUAUGUCCAUGGCUGUUGCUUAGUGGGAUUGGAGCCCAAAAUACAAUACCAUCAAUAUCUACAGAGGAAAGGCUAACUACAUCACCUAGAACUGCACAAGCAAUAACAAGUACUACUGAGUUCACAACACAGUCUCCAACUUCUACAGCAACACCGUCAUUAAUAUCUGGCUCAGCUGUGGUUCUGACGAAGAUGGUCUUCAAUUCCUCCUCUCCUGUUCCCAGUGAAAGUUUGGUCCUCAACACAACCCAGACUCUUCUCAGGACUCGACUCACAAACCUCUCUGACUCUGUAAAAGUGCUGAACUUCACCCAUGAGAAAAUUUCAGACACCUCCUACGCAGUUAACAUUACAUUCAGCAUCAGUAACAUCAGCAUGCCGAGUAACCCUGACCUCAGGAACGAUACCUACACCCAAGUGGAGAACAUCAUCAAUAACACUGUAAACACACUACUAAACAAUUCUGGUUCAGAUCCAUUAAAACCCACUACCUCCAACUUCACGAGUUCAGAGAAGGAAGUUACUGGUUACAUGGAAUACAAUCUCAAAGUCUCCCUCAAUCAGACUGGGAAUGGUAGGUUUCACCACAACUUGAUAAUCUUGCUCAAUAAAAGUGUGUGUAAUUUCUCUUUCUAA
Molecule: messenger RNA, 1013 nt
Organism: Ictalurus punctatus (channel catfish)
Lineage: Eukaryota; Metazoa; Chordata; Actinopteri; Siluriformes; Ictaluridae
Exons: 7
Coding region: 297-1013 (238 amino acids)
Source: RefSeq, a predicted model, not a curated record